AUGUUCGAACGCCGCGACAUCAUCUCCGUCGGCGUUCUCUUCCAGGAGUAUUUCUCCAUUACCCUCGCCACCUGCGACGGCGCAGUCGAUUACGUGGGGCGCAUGCAGGAGGUAGCCGAUCGCCUUGCAGCUCGCCAGGCUGCCCUCCCCGAGCCCCUGCGGAUUCAUCGUCUGCUCUUCAACCUCACGUCGGAUUACGAGUCCCGUCUGCACGCCUUCACCGAGGCAAACUCCUUGGCUGGCCUCAGCGAGGUGGUUCAGUGGAUCAUUGACACGGAGGUCAAGCUCCGCACCCCCAUUGCCAACAUCACCACCCCUCAGUCCUCCUCCUCCACUUCCCUCAAUACCACGCAGCCGCGCAACCCGGGUGGUCGCAACGGCGGUGGAGGGGGUCGUGGAGGGGGUGGGGGUGGUGGUGGUGGUCGGGGUGGUGGUGGCCGUGGUGGCCGUGGUGGCCGUGGCCGUGGCCGUGGCCGUGGUGGUGGUGGUGGUGGUGGUGGUGGUGGUGGUGGUGGUGGUGGUGGUGGUGGUGGUGGUGGUGGUGGUGGUUGUGGUGGUGGUACUGGUGGUACCACUCCUGGAGGUCCCUCUGGUGCUGGUGGAGCUCUGCAGCAGUUUCAGCAGUACCAGCAGCAGCAGCAGUACUUCCCGGAGCAGCAGCAGCCAUAG
Messenger RNA from Closterium sp. Naga37s-1, 669 nucleotides. The record is from the annotation of a GenBank genome assembly. NCBI's taxonomy places the organism in Eukaryota, Viridiplantae, Streptophyta, Zygnematophyceae, Desmidiales, Closteriaceae.